This is a messenger RNA of Owenia fusiformis, 576 nucleotides long. NCBI's taxonomy places the organism in Eukaryota, Metazoa, Annelida, Polychaeta, Sabellida, Oweniidae. The record is from the annotation of a GenBank genome assembly.
AUUCAAAGAAAACGAAAAUCACUCUGAAAAGAAUAUGUAAUAUGAAUAAAAUAAUCAUAAAAUAAUCAUUGUCUGUUAAACUUCACUGAUCACUUAUUAUUUUCAGUUGAUGUGGUGAAAAUACAAGGAGAUGGGUCUUGUAUGUUCCGGGCCUUAUCUCGAGGCUGUGACUCAACAAUUACAUAUGUAAAAGAGCGACAAGCAGGAUUGACUUUUAGAAGAAAAAUAUGUCGUCAUUACAAUAAACAUAAAAAAAAGUACAAGGAAAGAGGAUGUGUUCCGAUGGAGAGAUAUAAAUCACUUGAUGAGGAAAUGAGAAAUAUGACAAGAGAGGGAGUUGAAGGUGGAGAAUUUGAGCUCCAGCUUGCUGCAGAUGUUCUUGAGGCUAGGAUCCUCCUUCAUCAAGAAGUGUUCACAUCUGAGGAUGGGUGGAGGCAGAAAAUCAUUGCAGAGUACUCUGGCGGAAAGAAACACACUAUCCAUUUAUUUUACAAAACCAGUUGCCAAGGCCGUGAAGGUCACUAUGAUUUACUAGGUAAGUAUACAUAUCUGCAAGCAGGUGCCUUGGCAUUUUAA